Messenger RNA from Gallus gallus (chicken), 1477 nucleotides. RefSeq names its product cytoplasmic dynein 1 light intermediate chain 2-like. Gene Ontology annotation, cellular component: centrosome; cytoplasmic dynein complex. NCBI's taxonomy places the organism in Eukaryota, Metazoa, Chordata, Aves, Galliformes, Phasianidae. The transcript has 9 exons. The record is from RefSeq and is a predicted model, not a curated record. Bases 58 to 1335 code for a protein of 425 amino acids. Gene Ontology annotation, molecular function: dynein heavy chain binding. Gene Ontology annotation, biological process: microtubule cytoskeleton organization; microtubule-based movement.
GGGCGCCGCCUGAUCGGAACGCGGCGCGGCUGCGAGCGGUUGACGGCUUGGCGGCGAAUGGCGGCGGGCCGGCCGUGCGGGCGGGCCGGGGCGAGGGAGGAGCGGGGUCCUCGGGCGGCCGGGGUGAGGUCGCUCUUUGUGGCGGCGGCUGGCAAGACGACGUCGGAGCCGGGGGAGAAGAAGCUGCUGCGGCCGGACGGGCCCGGCGGCGCCGAGCUCCCCGGCGAGGAGGGGGAAGGGCAGAACGUGUGGUCAUCGAUACUGAGCGAGGUUUCCACCCGGUCGAGAUCUAAACUGCCCUCUGGCAAAACUAUCCUUGUUCUUGGUGAUAAUGGCUCAGGUAAAACCACGCUUAUGGCUAAACUACAGGGAGCAGAACAUGGCCAAAAAGGAAGAGGACUGGAAUACUUAUAUCUCAAUGUUCAUGAUGAAGACAGAGAUGAUCAUACUCGCUGUAAUGUUUGGAUUCUGGAUGGAGACAUAUACAGUAAAGGGCUGUUGAAGUUUGCCGUUUCUGCAGAAUCCCUGCAGCACACCAUUGUAAUCUUUGUUGUGGAUAUGUCUAGACCUUGGACUGCUAUGGAGUCUUUAGAGAAGUGGGCCGGUGUCUUGCGAGAGCAUAUUGAUAAGCUGAAAAUUCCUCCAGAAGAAACGAGAGGCAUGCAACAGAAGAUUAUAAAGGAGUUUCAAGAGUAUGUAGAACCCGAAGAAGCCUACCAAGGAUCAUCCCAGAGAAGGGGCCCUUCUUCGGGCCAAGAGAAUGCAAGUGUUUCUUUGUCACUUGGAGAAAAUGUGCUGACGCACAACCUUGGUAUUCCUGUGCUGGUAGUUUGUACCAAAUGUGAUACAGUGAGCGUACUGGAGAAGAAGCGUGGUUACAGAGAGGAGCACUUUGACUUCAUUCAGUCCCACAUUCGUAGAUUCUGCUUACAGUAUGGAGCUGCCUUGAUUUAUACCUCAGUUAAGGGGGAAAAGAACCUUGAUCUGUUGUAUAAGUACCUUGUACAUAAAAUGUACGGUUUUCAGUUGACCACUCCUGCCUUAGUGGUAGAAAAGGAUGCGGUUUUUAUACCUGCUGGUUGGGACAAUGAAAAGAAAAUUGCCAUUUUACAUGAAAACUUCACAAGAGUGAAACCGGGCUAUGCGUAUGAGGACUUCAUUGCAAAGCCUCGUGUCCGAAAGGAAUCUCGUGCAGGAGGAGUAGGACCUGCAGGAGGAGGAGGACCUGCAGGAUCCCCAGGAACUCAGGGUGGAGCCGAUCCCGCCAAUGUAGCUAGUGCCUCACCAGUAACAUCAGUUAAGAAACCAGAUCCAAAUACCAAAAGCAUGAAUUAGCAUCUUACUGGUUUGUUGGGGUGACAGGCGGGGUCAAGGGUGGUACAGUGGGAGGGGGACUGGGUCAUGGGUUUCCUGGGCGGUCGCGUGUCACGGUAUAUAACGGCUUGUUGUGCAGCAAUGAAUUGCCACUUGCAGCGAC